Messenger RNA from Cynoglossus semilaevis (tongue sole), 1522 nucleotides. Its product is annotated as acetylcholinesterase collagenic tail peptide. Bases 132 to 1520 code for a protein of 462 amino acids. The record is from RefSeq and is a predicted model, not a curated record. The transcript has 18 exons. Lineage: Eukaryota; Metazoa; Chordata; Actinopteri; Pleuronectiformes; Cynoglossidae. Gene Ontology annotation, biological process: extracellular matrix organization. Gene Ontology annotation, molecular function: extracellular matrix structural constituent conferring tensile strength.
GUCGGAGGGAAAGAAGCGGAUCGAUAAGUGGAUCAGAUUUAUUAAAGGCUGUGAGGAGCCACACUGAGCUGUGGGUGUCAGGUCUGAGCAGCAGCAGCAGCAGCAGCAGCAGCGGAGGUAGAGAAAGAGAAAUGAACCUGCUGCUCAGACUCACUGUGUCCGUCCACAUCCUGCUGUGUCCGGCAUGGGCCUCCUCUCAUCAGCCUUUCAUGGACAGCAUCUUCUCAGCCCAGACAGGUCUCAAUUUACAGGACGAUCCUCUGAGGUUUGACCCCUGUUGUCUCACGUCACCUCUUCCACCUCCACUCUUCCCUCCGCCGCCUCAGCUGUGGAAGCGAGGAAACCCAGAUAUUAAGAGUCUGUUGGAGCCUAGUGUCAACGGAGGAGAAGUGCAGCAAAAAGAAAAACCUGCACCCGGGUGUUUGCCUGGACCUUCAGGACCUCCAGGACCUCAAGGCUCAGAGGGUGAGCGGGGACUACCUGGCAUCAGAGGACCAAAGGGGGAGAAGGGAGAAAUUGGACGCCCGGGGUCAAAGGGGCGCACUGGAGCUCCAGGACUUCCAGGAAAACAAGGACUUCAAGGGUGGCCUGGUCCAGAUGGACCCAAGGGGGAGAAAGGUGACCCUGGACUCAUGGGAUUACCAGGUCUGAGGGGACCACCGGGCACAAAGGGUUUACCUGGUUUUAAAGGAGACAAGGGUUCUCCAGGUGACCUAGGGUCACAGGGGCCAAAAGGCGACAAGGGCUCCAUCGGUUUGCCUGGGAUGCUUGGACAGAAGGGGGAACAAGGACCAAAGGGAGAGCCGGGAAUAUCAGGGAAGAGAGGACCGACGGGACGGCCCGGAAAGAGAGGGAAACAGGGCAUGAAGGGCCACAGUGGAACUCCAGGACUUGUGGGUCCCCCAGGUCCUGCUGGUCCAAACGGCCUUCCUGGACCACCUGGUCCCCCCGGUUCAGGUCUGUAUCUGGUUGGAGAAAAGGGAGAGAAGGGGUUUCCAGGUCCUCCAGGUCGCUGUGACUGCGACACCAUCCUCGGAUCUAACAACGCCCCCUAUGGAAGUUACACUCAGCGUGGGGGCCCCAGUAAAGUCCCUGCAAUAUUCGUGGUGGACAGUAAGGAAGAGAUGAGCCGUCUCCAGCUGGACAACACAAUAGUCUUCAGGAAGGAUCAGAGGAUGCUGUAUUUUAAAGAUGCAGAUGGAUGGAAACCCAUACAGCCUUUCCAGCAGUUCCAGUCCACGGAGAAAGUUCCGGACAGAGUGGGUGUGUGUGGAGAUGGAAAGGUGCAGUCGCAGCACGGGGAGGAGUGUGACGACGGAAACCAGAUUGUCACUGACUCUUGCCUCAACUGCAAGUGGGCCUACUGCGGCGACGGCUACAGACAUGAAGGCAUGGAGGAGUGUGACGGCAAGGACUUUGGCUAUCAGACCUGCAAGACCUAUCUGCCUGGAUCCUUCGGGCAGCUCAGAUGCACCGACUCCUGCCUCAUUGAUUCAACCGGCUGCACGUACUUCACCUGAUU